Messenger RNA from Columba livia (rock pigeon), 3170 nucleotides. It is a transcript of the gene GOLT1B, whose product is annotated as golgi transport 1B. Gene Ontology annotation, biological process: endoplasmic reticulum to Golgi vesicle-mediated transport; retrograde transport, endosome to Golgi. The record is from RefSeq and is a predicted model, not a curated record. The transcript has 6 exons. Bases 198 to 584 code for a protein of 128 amino acids. Lineage: Eukaryota; Metazoa; Chordata; Aves; Columbiformes; Columbidae. Gene Ontology annotation, cellular component: endoplasmic reticulum; membrane.
CUGAGACGGGAGUUGGGAGGGGGUAGGCGCAGCCGCGCGAACAACGCGGCGGCUGAUUGGCACCGAGCCCUCCAAUCGCCGGCCGCCUUUCAGCCGGCGGCGAAGCGAAGGGGGCUGCGCGUUUCCGGAAGACGUGGCUGUGGCAGCCGCCGCUUCUCUGCCCCGCGCCCGCCGCUGUCGGCCCCGCCGCCGCCACCAUGAUCUCCCUCUCCGACACCCAGAAGAUUGGAAUGGGACUUACAGGCUUUGGAGUGUUUUUCCUUUUCUUUGGAAUGAUACUGUUCUUUGACAAAGCUCUUUUGGCUAUUGGAAAUGUUUUAUUUGUGGCUGGAUUGUCUUUUGUUAUUGGUUUAGAAAGAACAUUUAGAUUCUUCUUUCAAAAACACAAAAUGAAAGCGACAGGAUUUUUCCUGGGUGGUGUGCUCAUAGUUCUCAUUGGUUGGCCUUUAAUAGGAAUGAUCCUUGAGAUUUAUGGGUUCUUCCUAUUAUUCAGGGGGUUCUUUCCUGUGGUGGUUGGCUAUAUUAGAAGAGUUCCAGUUCUUGGAUAUGUUUUGAAUUUACCUGGUAUAAGUUCGCCUACGUAGGCUCAGAAGAGAAUCCACAGUAAUGCUUGUAGAUAAAGUUGGAGAAAGCAACAACAUGGUAUAAUGACAAGAGAGCAGAAGACUGAUUCUAAACUUAUUGUAUUAUUUAUAAAAUCCUUUUGAAGAAUACUCAGCACAAAGAUUAAAUUGUGUACAAAGGAAAAGCUUGUUACAUUCUUUACAUAACAGUUUAAUUUAAAAAUGUGUAGUCAACUACAUACAUUAGAAAAGAAGCUCAGCAAGUAUGCUUCUAGGGAAGUAACUCCAGAGUUCAGCUGAAGAGGUGAAAGUCAUGGAAUAACCCUUGUUACAACUGUUAAAGACUAUUUUUUGUUGUUUUUGGAAAACAUGCUAGAGGCAGUGAACCAUUGUGGAAUUAACGGUGCGUGUACCUUACCUCCUUGCUUUGAAAGUGCAGUACAGCAAACAGGCGUACAUUUUUAAGGGUGACCCAAACUUAUCCAACCCUCUGCUUGCUAUCCUCAGAGUGAAGGGGGGCAGGAAGGCAGAAAACUUCUUGUGUAACAAGAGAUGCGUCUUUGCAUGAAGGUUAAGAUGACUAUUCAUCUUUAAGUGUAUUAUGACAAAAAAACCCUACACAGUUUGGUUGUAAACAUUUUUGUAAAUAUAUGGCUGAAAUAAAACAUUGUUAUCUUAAUGUUUCAAAGCCAAAUGUAAGUUGAUUGUAUUUGCCUUCCUUUUAGGAAUAUGCAAAAGGUCAAUCUUUAAUAACUUCAGUCUUAAACUUUGGUUCUGAACAUGUAGAGCUCAACAGGGAACUCUGGAAAUUGACUCGCACUCCUUCCAGUUUGUUCUCCUUGAGUUACAUUACAUGUGCAUCCAGAUGUGAAUGUAGCUCCUUGUCACUAACAUGAAAACUUUGCGAAAUAUACUUAGUUCAGAAAAAUUACAUUUGGUUAAGGUGCUGAUAUAAAGCCCAUAAAAUGUAUCUUACCCAAAUUUGAACCUGUGUUUUUAAAUAGUUUGAAGCUAAGGUUUCUUUGUUUACUCUUGAACUACGAAUUGACUUUUAUUUUUUACAGUAAUAAAAUGAAAACUUAAAAUUACGUGUAUGUGAGUCUCUGGGGAGAAAAUGGAGCUAAUGGGGCUAACUAAAGAUCAAGUGCCAAUCUCCAUAUGUUUUGUAACUUGUUGCUUCGGUUAUUUUCAAAUAACUUAAAACUUCUAUAAGUCACAGCAACAACUUUGCUGUUACAGAGGUUCUUAGCUAACCUGAAAUAAAUAUCCCCUACUAAUGCAUGGGUCACAUUUCUGCUUCUAUUGGAAUGUUAAACAUUGUGCACUUUCAAUAGAUUUAGUUACAUAGUGUCCUCACCUAAGAAAAUGUGAUAAUUAAGUAAAUUGCAUUUGUGCAGGUUUUGGGGGUUCCUGUUGCAUUUAACUUCCUUUUCCCUUAAAUGUAAUCCUAAAAAAAAUUACCAAAAUGCAAUUGUAGUAUAUCAAGUAGCUAUGUAGUGUUAAAGGUUUAACAACAGUUUGUUUUUUCUUUAUUAUGCAGUUAAAAUUGGUAUUUUCCAAAAUACCUGUAAAGAAGAAUCCCCAUAUACUGAUCCUUUUGGAAGUUGCUACAAAGUUUAUUUGUAAGAGAUGUUAUAUUUUCAUUAGAACUGUAUAAAUAGCCACAAUCUACUAUUCCCAAUGUUUAAUUUGCUUCCUUGUCAAACAGGCACAAAAUGAUUCAGUGAAAAAAAAAAUGUCAUUAUAUUUACAAUGAAUAUCAUUUGAUAAAUCAGUGGUUUUAUUUUAUAAAUGACAAAAAAUGGCUAUAUUUGCCUGAUGGCAUGUGUGUUACAGUUUACAGACAGGGCUAAAUAUGACUUGUGGCUUCUACCUCAAGAGAUACACCAAUUUUAACUGCUCCCAUAGAUCUGUUGUGUGUUAAAGUGACUAGAGAAUAACACUACAGCAGUUUAGAAACUCAACUUGUGUUGGUAGAGCACUAGCCUGCACUGUGGGAAUCAAGUACUGUUUAAAGCAGUGUUCAUCAUUUACAUUAGAAGUCAGCUACAUUAAGAUUUUUGGGAAAAGUGGAUUUCACCACAUGAAUACGGAGCUCUGACAGUAAGCAAAUUGCUUGGUAAGCUGAGGUACCUUUGUCAACAAGAAAGCUGAUGAUACCUUUCAGAGGUGAUUAAUGUGUUGCUGUAUAUGAUCUUUUAACCCUCUGAAAUGUCAGGAACUAGGCAGUUCAUCUCACUUCUAUUUAAUUCAUUGUUUUAAAUCAAAAGUCAGUUUCUGUCUGAUGUGAACGGUUGUGAAAAGCGUCUGAGGGAACAAAAUUGUAUGUUGAAAGUAGUAUAGUCUUUAUCCCUCGAGGUAAUGUUGUCUUUGAGACAGUUUUGCCAAGAUAAAUGGGGGUGGCAGCAAAGGUCAAAAAGACUUAGCCUUAAAGUGUUUCUGUUGUUGUAAAAUAUCUCUAACAGAAACAUGCUUGGAGCGUUUCCCCUUUUAAAUGUAAUUUAUUAUUGCUGCUUUAAAAAUCGUAAGGAUGGAUCUUACUCUGAGCAAAUGAAUACUGUAAAUAUCCUUGUCAUACCUUGAAUAAAUGGGUACCUUUUUCUAUAA